Molecule: messenger RNA, 3172 nt
Organism: Aspergillus costaricaensis CBS 115574
Lineage: Eukaryota; Fungi; Ascomycota; Eurotiomycetes; Eurotiales; Aspergillaceae
Product: putative C6 transcription factor
Exons: 1
Coding region: 88-2940 (950 amino acids)
Biological process (GO): regulation of DNA-templated transcription; DNA-templated transcription
Cellular component (GO): nucleus
Molecular function (GO): zinc ion binding; DNA-binding transcription factor activity, RNA polymerase II-specific; DNA binding
Source: RefSeq, a predicted model, not a curated record
CAGACCCUGUGGCCAACUCCCUCCGCAUCCACCCCCUUCCUACCGAACGAUGAUCCGGGUCUUGUUCUUGGGGUACCUGCGCCCAUCAUGAUCCCUCCGGAGUCCGACGAGUCCCCCUUGGCCUCCGGCCUGACCCUGGGCCACGACGAUAUCGUCCUUCCCGAAGACCUCGACAACCAUAGCCGGGCCAGCUCGCGUGAUCCCGGCAGCGCCGUUACUGCCGGUGAUCCGGGUACCUCGCACGAGUCGGGGAUUGAUGCCCACCGGGACGACGGCAGAGGCGACCCCGCACACAAUCACGACCAACAGGGAGGCGAAAAACCAGCGUGGAGCGAAAUGAAGACGAAAGCCGGCAAGGAGCGAAAGCGCCUACCCCUCGCCUGCAUUGCUUGUCGAAGAAAAAAGAUCCGAUGCUCCGGCGAAAAGCCUGCGUGCAAGCACUGCUCGCGCUCUCGAAUACCAUGUGUUUACAAGGUCACUACCAGAAAGGCGGCGCCCCGGACGGACUACAUGGCGAUGCUGGAUAAGCGCCUGAAGAGGAUGGAGGACCGGGUCAUCAAAACCAUCCCCAAGGAAGAGACUAGGGAUAUGGGUGCCAUUGGCCGGUCGGUGGUUCGACCGCCUCAACCCGGACAGACCAACAAGGCGCAGAAGAAGCGGACAGCGGAAGAGGCUUUUGCUGCGGAAAUGGAUGAGUGGGCUCGGGAGAGCCGCAAUGGUCCGCAGGAUACCUUUCCGAUGCGCCGUGAGAGUAAACCAGGUGAUGCGUCGGGCUUAAUGAGUGCAGGUGCCGAGUUUUUACCGUCAUUGGAGAUCCAGGAGCACCUGGCAGAGGUGUUCUUCGAUUGCGUCUACGGGCAGUCCUACCUCCUUCUUCACAAGCCAAGCUUCAUCCGAAGACUCAAGGCAAGAACCGUUCCUCCAGUUCUUAUACUUGCCGUUUGCGCCGUUUCCGCUCGAUUUUCAACACAUCCACAGAUCAAUUCCGAACCUCCUUUCCUGCGUGGCGAGAACUGGGCCAAUCCAGCAGCUGCUAUAGCCCUGAGUCGCCAUGACGAGCCUAAUAUCACUAUUCUGACCGUGUUUUUGCUUCUGGGUCUUCACGAGUUCGGUACAUGUCAUGGCGGGCGGAGUUGGUCAUUCGGUGGCCAAGCACUGCGCAUGGCGUAUGCCCUGCAAUUACAUAGGGAGCUCGACCAUGACCCUCUACUAGUCCAGAACAAUGGCAACGGAUCGCAGCUUAGUUUUACGGAUCGGGAGAUACGAAGGCGAACCAUGUGGGCGUGUUUCUUGAUGGACCGUUAUAAUUCAUCCGGGAGUCAGCGCCCGCCGAUAGGAAACGAGAAGUUUCUGCAAAUACAGCUCCCUAUAAAGGAGUCACAUUUCCAGAUGGAGAUCCCGGGGCCCACGGAAGACUUGGACGGCAAUGUUCUCAAUCCAGUUCCAGACGAUGUUGGUCAGCUAUCUAAUGCGAAGGAGAACAUGGGUGUAUCAGCCUAUAUCAUCCGUGCAGUUGUCAUAUGGGGCCGCAUCGUUGAUUAUCUCAACCUCGGAGGAAAAAGAAAAGACACGCAGCCACUGUGGUCGCAGGAGUCUGGGUACAUGCGCCUCAAGCGGCAGAUUGAGGAGUUUUCCGCGUCUCUCCCUAGCCAUCUCUUGUUCACUUACGAAAACCUUCAGAUCCAUGCAGCCGACCGAAUCGCCAACCAGUUCAUCUUUCUGCACAUUAUCAUCCACCAGAACAUGCUCUUCUUGAAUCAAUUCGCCAUACCGCUAUCACCGGGAGGACGACCUCCCCGUGACAUGCCUAAGGCAUUCCUGAGCAAUGCCGGCCGAGCAGCAGUGGAAGCUGCUCAUCAUAUUUCUAUCCUCAUCGACCGUGCAUCAGCUUAUCCUCUCACUGUCCCGUUCGCUGGAUACUGCGCUUAUUCGGCCAGCACUGUCCAUAUAUGGGGCAUAUUCUCGAAAAACGCACAGUUGGAGGCGCGUUCCAAGGAAAAUCUGCGCCAUACAUACCGUUACCUCAAUAAGAUGAAGAAGUAUUGGGGAAUGUUUCAUUACAUGGUAGAAAGUGCCAAGGACCGAUACCGUCAAUUUGCGGAUGCGGCCAUCAAAGGCACGGUGGUUACGCAGAAUGGUGGGCAGAUUGCGCCUAUGUUCCAGUAUGGCGACUGGUUCGACAAGUAUCCCCAUGGGAUGUCGAGGUCACACUGGGAGGAACCCGAUCCUCAAAAGGCAAAGAGCGACGAUGGUGUCAUGAGUCAACGGCCAGACCUUCAGAGCGUCGAGGAGUUCUUUGCCAGUCUUUCUCCAACACCACAGCCGAGCGCCCCGCGUAGGCAUUCGAAGAAGAGCAGCAAAGCUGACAGCGUGAGCGGGUUCGAUGGACCAACUCCCCCACAGUCAAUGAAUGAAAUCGCCAUGGACGGCGCCCCGGGCAUGCUGGGAACAACCGGUACAGGAUUCCCUCAGCCGGCCGUGUUCAACCAGAACCGCGCGGGACAACAGCCCUUCGCACAACCCGGCUUCGACUUUUCCAUGCCCGCAGCAGACCAACUCCCGCAGCUAGACCGACAAUUUGUCUACGGCUCCUUUGGCGACUUUGACCCGUCUGCAUCCCUCGUCCCACCCGAGAAUCCGGCGAUGCCCGCUCCCGUGAACCGCCCCGAAGCUCCCCCUAAUCAAGAUCCCUCCACCAUCUUUACCGGUCAACUAGACCCUAAUGCCCCGUCCGGUGCAGGUGAAUACUAUCAACCCAGCGCCUGGUUCUUGCCCUUCAACCUCGACCCCGUGGGCGCCGGUGGAGGCCUUGAUCCAAAUUCACAAGCCGCCGGUUCUGGUAACCCUGUCGUGGGAGGUCCCGAUCUGUCUGGGUUCGGAAACAUACCAAUGGGAGCAUUUGACUUAGGACUGGGGGUGAACCGGGGUUCACAGGCAUGAGCAAUUGUAUUUUUGUGUCUGCGGAUAGGAGGAAAUAUCAUUUGAUUUGGCUUUUAGUUUUCAGCGGGGUACAUUCGGGCUUGGGGCGGACGGUCUGGUUUUGGAAAAGAUUUUGGAGUUUAUGAACGACCUUGGCUAUGUGGUAUAUGCGACGCGACGCUUUUAGUCUGGUCUGGUCAUGUCAUGCCUUGAUGCUGUGUAUUUAUAUUAUGGUUAUAUAUUCGACAGGAAU